CUGUCAAUGAAACAAUUCAGAGAUCCAAAAUAUACAAGCAACAGCUUGUUCUGCUUGUUCUUAAAGCAUAAUGUUUUAGCAGUUUUUCGUUAUUAUUGGACUUGUGAACUAUUUGUUUGGAUAAAUAAUAAUUCGCUGGAUGAGAGAGAUGGCGUUUGUUAGCAUUAAUCUUGACCAAUGCAGCUUUUGCUCUAACACAUGCAAUGAGGAAUUUCGUUACGCGCUGGUUUCCACUCACGAUCACGAGCAGAAACUGAAAGUUAUCCUGCAGAAGCUGAGCAGUUUCACUUCUCUAUUGAGCAGUUAUCCUACUUGCGACAAAUGCCACCAAGAGUUGAUAACCGUCCACGACUUUCCCGAGAGCUGCUUCCUAAUUUUGCCCAGCGCUGAACCGACUGCCAUCAAGAUGGAACCAGAGUUAAUGAUUGAUGACCUCAAGCUGUCGGAUGGUGAAAACAUUUUUGAGACAGACAAAAAUGGAGAGGAAACCGAAACGCAAAUUAAGGACCAGAAAGGAGAGCUUUUCUCUGUUAGCAAAAUAGAGGAAGAAGAAGACAAUCCAUUAUUAAUUCCAGUUGCAAGAACGAAAACACAAAGAGGAUGCAAUAUGGAUGCUCCGAAGAAGAAAGUCCGUCUUGAAUGUGAACGUCUCCAUCCUUGUCCACAUUGCCCGAAGAUGUUUAUUCGUCCUUUAGCGCUCAAAGAACACAUUCGAGUUCAUACGGGUGAACGUCCAUAUCCAUGUCCACAUUGUUCGAAGGCCUUUAGCGAUGCUUCGAAUCUCAAGCUACACAUUCGACUUCACACGGGUGAACGUCCAUAUCCAUGUCCUCAUUGUUCGAAGGCCUAUAGCGAUCCUUCGAAUCUCAAACAACACAUUCGGGCACAUACUGGUGAACGUCCCUAUUCUUGUUCCCAGUGUUCAAAAGCGUUUGUGUAUUCUUCAUCGCUCCGAAAGCACAUUCGAACUCAUACGGGUGAACAUCCCUAUUCUUGCUCGCAGUGUCCGAAAGCGUUUGUGGAUUCUUCAUCGCUCCGAAAGCACAUUCGAAGUCAUAUGGGUGAACGUCCCUAUUCUUGUUCACAGUGUCCAAAAGCGUUUCUGAAUUCUUCAGCCCUACAAAAGCACAUUCAAACUCAUACUGAUGAACGCCCCUAUUCUUGUUUACACUGUCCGAGUGCGUUUAGGGAUCGUUAUACGCUCCGGACGCACAUUCAAAUUCAUACGGGUACACGUCCCUAUCCUUGUCCACAUUGCUCGAACACCUUUAGCAACACUUCGAAUCUGAAGCAACACAUUCGAACUCAUACUGGUGAACGUCCCUAUUCUUGUUCCCAGUGUCCAAAAGCGUUUGUGCAUUCAUCAUCGCUCCAAAAGCACAUUCGAACUCAUACGAGUGAACGCCCCUAUCAUUCUUGUCCACACUGUCCGAAAGUGCUAAGGAAUCCUUCUACGCUCCAGAUACACAUUCAGACACAUACGGGUGAACGUUCCUAUUCUUGUCCACAUUGUCCGAAGAAGUUUAAUCAUCCUAGAUGGCUCAAACAACACAUUCGAAUUCAUACGGGUGAACGUCCCUAUUCUUGUUCACAGUGUUCAAAAGCGUUUACGAGUUCUCCAGCGCUUUACAGGCACACUCGAAAUCGUCAUACGGGUUGAUAUAGAAAGGGUUGGGUGCAAUAAUUUCCCUUUUUCCUAUUAUAGAGGCUUUAAACUUCAAAGUUCAUUCGCCUCUUCACUGAAAUGAACCAUUUGGGAUCAUUUCUUUCAGAUGAACAUCCCUAUUUCUGUCCACAUUGUUCCAAAAUGCUUGAGAAACUCACAACGUUGCAGCUGCACAUUCGGAUACACACCAAGAAGAAAUCUUUCGCUUGCGAGUUAUGUAAACGAACUCUUAGGGUGGGUUUAGACUAGUGAUAUAUUCAUAUGAAGAAAUAUGAUGAGAUUUAUAGAAAUCGCAUCAACCGUUUACACUAGCGUGAACUUCUAUAAUGAAUAUAUUCAUAUCUUCGGUGAAUUUAUUCACCUGAAGUAAAACUGCAUCCAACUUUAGUGAUAUCUCACCAGUGAGAAAUUCACAAGCGUUUACAUAUGCUGAAUUUAUUCAAGUUAUAUAUACCUCGAAUAAUUGUAUCAUAUUUAUUCUCACCCGUUUACACCUAUUUCACGUGAAUAAAUCCAUCUAUAGCUAUAGAUCUCCCUAAUGUAAACCCGCCAUUACCCAGUCCUACAAUCUUACUAUUCACCUCCGCGGUAAGCACAGCCAGAUCAAGUUAUAUCGGGGCCACGAUGUAGGUAUUAUGGUUCACCAUCUGAGCAGCAAGGACAGUCAGUUCGUUGACGAUACUGCCAAAAAUCACUGGUAACCGUGAAGGGAGAGAUAACAAGAUGCUGAAGAAUCUUUUAGUCACUUAACGUUGUA
Molecule: messenger RNA, 2423 nt
Organism: Toxorhynchites rutilus septentrionalis
Lineage: Eukaryota; Metazoa; Arthropoda; Insecta; Diptera; Culicidae
Product: zinc finger protein 501-like
Exons: 14
Coding region: 140-1660 (506 amino acids)
Biological process (GO): regulation of transcription by RNA polymerase II
Cellular component (GO): nucleus
Molecular function (GO): RNA polymerase II cis-regulatory region sequence-specific DNA binding; DNA-binding transcription factor activity, RNA polymerase II-specific
Source: RefSeq, a predicted model, not a curated record